Messenger RNA from Amoebophrya sp. A25, 1725 nucleotides. The record is from the annotation of a GenBank genome assembly. NCBI's taxonomy places the organism in Eukaryota, Dinophyceae, Syndiniales, Amoebophryaceae.
GGUUGGAAUCAAGAAAACUACUUUGUUGUGGACAAAAAAACUACGUACAAGACAACUAUUCGCAAAAUUAUCGCGUCAUAAUUCCUAGUGGAAAUAAAAAGCUUGAAAGAACAAAGCAAAGCAUUAUUUGAAAUAUCUACAAAACAGCCCACUCAUUACAACUCUACGACCCCAGAUUAUCUUUAUCUCCACCGUUUUUACUCACUUCCUACUCUACCCUCGGCGUAAACCUAGAUCGUUUUUUCUAGGCAAUUUAAUCGUAGUCUACCAAGAAUCUACCUCAAGAUGGCCACUUCAGUUGAUCUGUCUGAUCCGUCCGUCUUCGACGGCGAGACGCACGUGGACGAUGUCGCUUUUGCAAUGCAGUUCGCUAAACUCGAGUUAGAACGCACUAAGGAUGCUCAAUCUGCUGCUGGAGCGCUGUCUCUCGGAGGCGGUGGUGGCGGUCCUUCUGGAAACGAAGAGGUUUCUUCCGGUGAAGAGGAGGAAGAAGAUGACGACGAAGUUAAGCAGGAUGCGAAGAUGAAGCAAUCCUCGAAGGAUGGUAAUACUGGAGUAUUGCUUGGAACAGUAUCCACCGUCGAUUUUGACGGUUUAGCGGACGACGACGAGGACGAGGACGACGUGAAGAAGUAUUUGGACCAAGUGUGUGCUGCGAACGGUCUCCAACUAUGCUCCGACGACGAAGACGACAUUAACAUGGGUGCUGGUGGUGGCGCAGCGUGUGCGAGCAAUCCUUUCCUGAGUGCAGCAGACGCAGCAGCAGGAGCUUCGUCAGCUUCAACACCUGGAGGCAAUGUUGCUAAUACUUCUAGCGCAACAACAAGUGGUGCAAAGGGAAGCAAUUCUAAUACGACCUCUUCCAGCAGUAGUAUAGUUGCCAGCGGUCAAGAGAAACUCAAAGGUGCUUUACCCGACGCUGCAGAGCCGUCUCAGAGCACGAUCCUUCCAGCAGGAAAAUUGCUCUCGCUCGUCGACAACUUGAUCGUAGUGCAGGGUGAUAAGGAGUGUCGCGCACUGGAUUUGAAGUCCUUGCUGUGCACGCAAGAAGGCGUCAUUAUCGGCAUGGUCCUGGACGUUUUCGGAAACAUCCAUCAGCCGCAUUACUUGGUCUUUCCAACCAAUCCGGAAAAGGUGCAAAUUGUGAAGCCAAAUGAAGCCAGUACUGACGAAGAUCAGAGCAAAGCAAGCAAGACCAUCGUCACGGUAGGAGAAAACGUUUUCUACGUGAAGGAGUCCAGCGGGUACGCCAUGGACUUCUUGCCUACUGAUUACGAGUUGAAGCGACCCGAAUUCCCGACGAACAUGGAGGAUGAUGCAGCAAUCGAUGGCGAAGAGAGUGAUGAUGAGUUGCUUCAUCAGUUGUAAGGGCGGAAUAGAGCAACUACUCAGAGAUGUUGAAGGACUAAUGGAUACUGAGAAAGGGGGAAGUAGAAUGUACUUGGAGACGUGAUCAUUUGUAUUUUCUUCCACAAAUAAGGACUUCGGAUUGGGAAAACCAAGAUCAUCUUCCGACGUACGGAUGAAAAACCUCCUUAUUUGGAGAAUGUUUUAUCAAAAACGCCAUUAGUAACCACGGCUUCGAAGAAGGCUGUUGUCUAAGAUUUUAGACUGUGAUCCCCUAAUGAAACUAUUGUUGAGACGAAUGUAAGUCUUGUCCAUGAAGAUGACACCUACAGAUACUUGCCUCAAAAUGUGAGUUCUACACUGGUACUUAACUGUAAU